GCAAACCAGCUCUGGGCGGCUUUGGGUAGGUUGUAGUUCUGCGGGCUGCAGAGCGCAGACUUCGGGUGGACGCAGCUGAGGUGACUGUUGCUUCUCCCUGAGAACUUCGGGUUCUCCUCCUGUCUUCAGUCGUUUGUGUCCAGAGCCGGACUUUCAAUUUGCCCCCAAAGGGAGCAUAAACCAGGGACUUUGAUAUCAUGCAGCAGAAGACCAAAUUAUUUCUCCAAGCUUUGAAGUAUAGUAUUCCUCACCUUGGGAAAUGCAUGCAGAAACAGCAUUUGAAUCACUUUAACUUCGCUGAUAAUUAUUACAGUAGAAUAAAAUUGAAAAAAUAUCACCUAACCAAGUGUCUACAGAAUAAACCCAAGAUAUCAGAGUUAGCAAGAAACAUCCCAAGUCGGAGCUUCUCAUGUAAGGAUCGUCUGCCUAUUAAACAAGAAAACGAAAAAUCCCUUUCAGAAAACAUGGAUGCAUUUGAAAAAGUGAGAACAAAACUAGAAACACAACCACAAGAAGAAUAUGAAAUCAUCAAUGCAGAGGUGAAACAUGGUGGUUUUGUUUAUUACCAGGAAGGUUGCUGCUUGGUUCGUUCCAAAGAUGAAGAAGCAGACAAUGAUAAUUAUGAAGUUUUAUUCAAUUUGGAGGAACUUAAAUUAGACCAGCCCUUCAUUGAUUGUAUCAGAGUUGCUCCGGAUGAGAAAUAUGUAGCUGCCAAGAUAAGGACAGAGGAUUCUGAAGCAUCCACCUGUGUGGUUGUGAAGCUUAGUGAUCAGCCAGUAAUGGAAGCUUCUUUCCCAAAUGUGUCCAGUUUUGAAUGGGUGAAGGACGAAGAAGAUGAAGAUGUUUUAUUCUACACCUUCCAGAGGAAUCUUCGAUGUCAUGAUGUAUAUCGAGCCACUUUUGGUGAUAACAAACGUAAUGAACGUUUUUACACAGAAAAAGACCCAAGCUAUUUUGUUUUCCUUUAUCUUACAAAGGAUAGUCGUUUCCUUACCAUAAAUAUUAUGAACAAGACCACUUCUGAAGUGUGGUUGAUAGAUGGCCUGAGCCCUUGGGACCCACCAGUACUUAUCCAGAAGCGAAUACAUGGGGUCCUUUACUAUGUUGAACACAGAGAUGAUGAAUUAUACAUUCUCACUAAUGUUGGAGAGCCUACAGAAUUCAAGCUAAUGAGAACAGCAGCUGAUACCCCUGCUAUUAUGAAUUGGGAUUUGUUUUUCACAAUGAAGAGAAAUACAAAAGUUGUAGACUUGGACAUGUUUAAGGAUCACUGUGUUCUAUUCUUGAAGCACAGCAAUCUGCUUUAUGUUAAUGUGAUUGGUCUGGCUGAUGAUUCAGUGCGGUCUCUGAAGCUCCCUCCUUGGGCCUGUGGAUUCAUCAUGGAUACAAAUUCUGACCCAAAGAACUGCCCCUUUCAACUCUGCUCUCCAAUAAGACCCCCAAAAUAUUACACAUAUAAGUUUGCAGAAGGCAAACUGUUUGAGGAAACUGGGCAUGAGGACCCAAUUACAAAGACUAGUCGUGUUUUACGUCUAGAAGCCAAAAGCAAGGAUGGAAAAUUAGUGCCAAUGACUAUUUUCCACAAAACGGACUCUGAAGAUUUACAGAAGAAACCUCUCCUGGUACAUGUAUAUGGAGCUUAUGGAAUGGAUUUGAAAAUGAAUUUCAGACCUGAGAGGAGGGUCUUGGUAGAUGAUGGAUGGAUAUUAGCAUAUUGCCAUGUUAGGGGUGGUGGUGAGUUGGGCCUCCAGUGGCAUGCUGACGGCCGACUAACUAAAAAACUCAAUGGCCUUGCUGACUUAGAGGCUUGCAUUAAGACGCUUCAUGGCCAAGGCUUUUCUCAGCCAAGUCUAACAACCCUGACUGCUUUCAGUGCUGGAGGGGUGCUUGUGGGAGCAUUGUGUAAUUCUAGUCCAGAGAUCCUGAGAGCUGUGACUUUGGAGGCACCUUUCUUGGAUGUUCUCAACACUAUGAUGGACACUACACUUCCUCUGACAUUAGAAGAACUAGAAGAGUGGGGGAAUCCUUCAUCUGAUGAAAAGCACAAGAACUACAUAAAACGUUACUGCCCCUAUCAAAAUAUUAAACCUCAGCAUUAUCCUUCAAUUCACAUCACAGCUUAUGAAAACGAUGAACGUGUACCUCUGAAAGGAAUUGUUAACUAUACUGAGAAACUGAAGGAAGCCGUCAUGGAACAUACUAAGAACACAGGUGAAGGCUAUCAGGCCCCCAAUAUUAUUUUAGAUAUUCAGCCUGGAGGAAAUCAUGUGAUUGAAGAUUCUCACAAAAAGAUUACAGCCCAGAUUAAAUUCCUAUAUGAGGAACUUGGACUUGACAGCACCAGUGUUUUCGAGGAUCUUAAGAAAUACCUGAAAUUUUGAAAUGUUACAUUCAACGGGGAAUUGGAAACACUCUGAAAUAUUUCAUAGUCUUAUUUCCAAAUUGGGUUAGUAGCAAAAGUGAGAUUUUAAGUUACUAAGUGAUUUUUUUAAAGUUGCUUCUCCAUCCAGAUUUUGCAAAGUCUGUAUUACAAUUGCUAUACUGUUCUCUUCCACUGGUGUACAUGCCUGUUA
This is a messenger RNA of Ictidomys tridecemlineatus (thirteen-lined ground squirrel), 2573 nucleotides long. It is a transcript of the gene Prepl, whose product is annotated as prolyl endopeptidase like. Lineage: Eukaryota; Metazoa; Chordata; Mammalia; Rodentia; Sciuridae. Gene Ontology annotation, cellular component: Golgi apparatus; cytoskeleton. The record is from RefSeq and is a predicted model, not a curated record. Gene Ontology annotation, molecular function: serine-type endopeptidase activity. Gene Ontology annotation, biological process: proteolysis.